CGACGCGACAUUUCGCGAUUGAUAUUGAUUUGAGCCAUCUACCUGAAUCCUCCUGUUCCCGAUAGCGUGGUUUGACGGAGCCAUCUGUUGUGAUCUGAAACACCAGGAUUUCAAAGAUUGGGCCUGAAUCCAGAUCCGGCCCCUUGUUUGACAACUCUUGACUAUACUCCUAUCGACCCUCUUCCGUCUCCUCACCUACGUUUCCUUAUCAACAUGGAGCAAGAGCUCCUGACAUUGCUGGCAGACACUCAGUCGCCGGUCUCCGAUACUAGAAAGUCCGCUGAGCUUCAGCUUCUACGCCUUUAUUCCAACGAGACUUUCCCCCUAUCACUUGCGGCCAUAGCCUCUCACGAUUCCGUUCCCACCAACCUCCGCCAGUCUGCCCUUUCUGUUCUUCGGACCUUCAUUGCCGCAUCCUGGUCACCAGUUCUCGAUGAAUUCAAAGGCCAGGUCCUGGUCAGCGAUGCAAACAAGGCUCAGCUUCGACGGGCGCUAUUGGACUUAGCUACCAUUACCGAAACUCCCGAGCGCAAGGUCAAGUCGUCUGCCAGUUAUGCUGUGAGCAAGAUCGCCAGCGCCGACUUCCCCGAGCAGUGGCCAGAACUCCUGCCUUCUCUGCUUCACAUUAUAAACGAUGGGAACAGCACCGCCAGUGCGCUUCACGGUGCACUGAAGGUCCUGUUGGAUCUGGUGGACACUGGGUUCAGUGAGGAACAGUUCUUCAAUGUUGCUCGGGAUCUUGUCACUAGCCUCUAUAACGUCGCUACCAAUGAGUCGAGAAAGCCGAUGUUGAGAGCCUUGGCUGUCGCAGUUUUCCGGGCCUGCUUUGACACAUUGGAGAUGGUCCUCGAACAACACAAGGCGGCUGUCAAACAAUUUAUGGACGAAGUACUUGGUGGCUGGUCUCCAUUCUUUCUCUCUACCCUGAAGGCACCCCUACCACAAGCUCCUAGUGCGCAUGAAGAAUCUAAAGACGCUGAGGUGCCCUCCAAGUGGAGGGGUGUCAUUGGUCUGAAGUUGCAAGUGGUCAAGACCUUGAUGAAAAUUCGCAUGGUAUUUCCGGGUCUCUUGACAGCUCAAAGCCCGGUAUACUUUUCAACUAUCUGGACUGAGCUGUCCAACAUACAGUCUGCUUAUCAUGAGUUCUACAUUGAAGAUGAGAGACAGGGCCGUAUGGAGGAUGUCGACGGACUCCCGUAUACUUUGGACUUCUUGGUUCUGGAGGAACUCGAUCUGAUUCAGACGCUCCUGAAGGCACCGCCGGUCAAGGCCGAGCUUCAACAGCAGCUACAGAAUGCUGGGCAGUCGGCGGCAACAACAAGUUGGCUUCCCGAAAUCAUGAAGCUGGUCGCCUCUUAUGCUCAAAUCACAUCAGAAGAGGAAGGUCUAUGGGAUAUCGAUGUAUCUCUGUUCCUUUCGGAGGAGACAUCGGUUACUGCCAACUACACGCCCCGUACUUGCAGUGGAGAUCUGGUGAUCAAGCUUGGCGAAUGGCUCAAGAGCAUGACAGUUGAGGGACUACACGCAUACCUGAACACCGUGUUCUCCGAUGCGUCCUCUACGUGGAAAUUGAAAGAAUCGGCCCUCUACAUUCUCAAUCAGCUCCUCCGGGACUUUAACGAAGUUUCGCAAGGUAUACCUGCUGGCUCGGCUAAUGGAAUCAGUAACUUCAUUCAGUAUGCCAUCCAGCAACCAGAAGAUCUUUUGAGAGCGCGGGGCUACCUCAUUGCCGGAGUCCUGUGCCAGGUCGCCGACGACUCCUUCCAGCAGACGGCUGCGUCUUACCUCGAGGCUACCAUCAAAGCAAUCACUGAAGAUGAAUCUGAAGUGGUCAGGGUCGCUUGUAUUCGAGCACUGCAGGAUCUUAUGCCCUCGCUUCCUUCCAGUGCUACGGUCCCUCUCCAAGUUGCCAUUGUUUCCGCUCUGUCGCAGUUCGUUUCCGCACAUGACCUUUCAGACCAGUCAGAGGGUGAAGACCUGAAGGUUACCAUUGCUGAAACGCUCCGCGAUACCAUCAUGGUCCACCCGACUGUCGUUCUGUCGUCGACCGCCAUUGAUCUACUGUUCAGUGUUGCCAGCAGCGGAGCCACCAAUUUCCAGUUGACGAUGAUCGUCACGGAAGCAUUCGAGGACAUAGUUGAAGCUAUCGCCGAGAACGGGGAAGAGGCUUUCGUUCGACUAUGCGAGAAGGUUCUUCCUUCCCUGACCGGGGCCAUCGACGUCGGCAACCUCACCCAGGAAAAUGCUUUGACUAAUUUCGCUGCGGACCUGAUCCGUGCUCUUGCUGAAGGAGCAUUGGAGCCUUUGCCAGCCGGCUUCGUGGAGACGGUCAUGCCGAAGUUGAACCGCCUGCUGCUCGAUUCGUCCGACGCGGAGCUGAUCCGUCCGGCUACAGAAGCCGUCCGCCAUAUGCUCUCUCAUGACUUCAACCAGUUUGUCGCCUGGAGAGACCCGCAGAGCGGUAAAGAAGCAACUGAAGUUGCCUUGAUCAUCAUUGACCGCUUGCUCGGACCGUCGGUCGAUGACAAUGCGGCGACCGAGGUUGGACAAUUGGCUGCGGAGUUGGUGGAAAAGGCAGGCUCCGAACGUCUCGGUCCUUAUCUACCGCAGCUUCUCCGUGCUGUGGCCCAACGACUGGCUACUGCGGAGCAGGCUCAGUUUAUCCAGAGUCUAAUUCUUGUCUUCGCACGUCUCACUCUGAUCAGCGCACGCGAGGUUGUGGACUUCCUUGCCCAAGUAGAUAUCGGCGGCCAGAGUGGACUUCCCAUAGUGCUGAGCAAGUGGCUCGAGAACUCGGUCAACUUUGCUGGUUAUGAUGAAAUCAAACAGAACAUCAUUGCACUAGCAACCCUGUACAGUCUGGGAGACCCUCGCUUGUCCGAGGUACAGGUCAAGGGUGAUCUCAUUAUCCAGGACACUGGCCGUAUCAAGACACGAUCCCAGACACGCAACAACCCUGACCGGUACACUACAGUGACGGCUCCCUUGAAGAUUAUCAAGGUCCUUGUUGAGGAGCUGGCUGCUGCAUCCGGCAACAAGGAAAUCGAUGCGGCCACGGCGGCUGCUCUGGAGGAAGAGGGUAGCGAUGAUGACGACGAAUGGGAAGAUAUGCCCGGCAACACCCUUGACCUGAAUCUGGGUGUCACCAAGCAAGAGCUGAUGGCAUUCGGCGAGGGCGGAUCGGAAAGUGUGUUCGGGGUACGCAGACGCGACGACGAAACGCAGGCCUUCCUGUUGAACUUUUUCCGUGAAGCAGCCACCAAGCCUGAGUUCGAGCAGCUCUAUGCAGCCUUGACUCCGGCCGAGCAGGAGAAGCUGCAAAGUUUGAACUGAUCCGGCUUGGCGGCUGUCGACAGGGUGAUACCAUUUUAUGGACAAACAUUAUCUUUUCUUCUUUUCACGUUCUGUUUAUUGCCCCCUGAGCCGAUGCUGGGAAUCACAUAUGAAACCUGAUAAAUGCAUGCAUAGGUACACCUAAUGAUUGUAUGAACAAAC
Molecule: messenger RNA, 3495 nt
Organism: Aspergillus costaricaensis CBS 115574
Lineage: Eukaryota; Fungi; Ascomycota; Eurotiomycetes; Eurotiales; Aspergillaceae
Product: putative importin beta-5 subunit
Exons: 3
Coding region: 214-3333 (1039 amino acids)
Biological process (GO): protein import into nucleus
Cellular component (GO): cytosol; nuclear envelope
Molecular function (GO): small GTPase binding
Source: RefSeq, a predicted model, not a curated record